GAUUAAUACAUGCUUAUUUAGCGUAGCUCUAAAAAGCAUUAUGUUGUGAACUCGUUAUAUAAUUUCACGGUUGCCCUUGCGUUGGAGGUAGCGAGCCACAAACAAACCAAAGUUGUUUAUAUUACGAUGCAUUGCGAUCGCAGAAGUUAGUUGUUAAUCACGUCCUUGCGGAGCCUAAGAAGCAGUUCCAACUGCUGCCCGUGGUAGCCCGUGGUACACAUCAGCAGCGACGUUCACGGAAAAGCUUUACUUCCCGCUUUUGGCGCCUCUAGUACCACGCCAACCACGAGAGGCUAUCAUUAAAACGGCCAGGACAUGAAAAUGUCAAGCAAAGCGGCCUCCCGCUCCCAGCCCCACCCUGCAAGACCCCAACACCUCCUCCCGCGCUCGUCCCCUCGCUAUCAACAUGGCAUGCGUGCAAGCGCACACACAGUCCCCCCCUCGUCUUCCCCCCUCGCCCCUCCAUCCUCCCCUGCCUCCCCGCUUGCUGCCGUACAAACCCGUCCCGACCUCUCCCGCCUCACCUCCGACCCGCUGCCGCCGCUGGGCGCCAAGAGCACCGGCCUGCUGCAGCUGGGGCCGGGGCUGUGGUGCCUGCGCCAGCAGUUCUGGUUGGGCGAGGACAUCUGCGUCAACUCGCACAUCGCUCGGCUGCGCAGCGGCGGACUUAUGCUGAUCAGCCCGCCUGCCCCCACGGAGGAGGCGGUGGCGCUGCUGUGCAGCCUGCUGGAGGGGGGCG
This is a messenger RNA of Astrephomene gubernaculifera, 739 nucleotides long. NCBI's taxonomy places the organism in Eukaryota, Viridiplantae, Chlorophyta, Chlorophyceae, Chlamydomonadales, Astrephomenaceae. The record is from the annotation of a GenBank genome assembly.